Molecule: messenger RNA, 983 nt
Organism: Chaetomium strumarium
Lineage: Eukaryota; Fungi; Ascomycota; Sordariomycetes; Sordariales; Chaetomiaceae
Product: Tim17/Tim22/Tim23/Pmp24 family-domain-containing protein
Exons: 4
Coding region: 289-753 (154 amino acids)
Biological process (GO): protein import into mitochondrial matrix
Cellular component (GO): mitochondrial inner membrane; TIM23 mitochondrial import inner membrane translocase complex
Molecular function (GO): transmembrane protein transporter activity
Source: RefSeq, a predicted model, not a curated record
GUCGGACCCGCCUUGAGGGCAAUGGCCCGUGCCCGGCAUCCUUGUCAGCCGCAACAAUUUUCUUCGGCGUUCUGAGAUCAUCGAGAUGGACUGUCGACAGUACCGAUAACGAGCUCCUCCCCACCUCGUCAACCACGAUUGCCGGCGCGCCCCGUCCAUCUGCGAGAGAUAUAUUGGCCAUAGACCACCUACUUUGACAAUUCGCCCGAUAUUUGCUCAUAAUCUAUCGACGCGCUGGGCGCGAACCGGGCCGUGAUUUAUCCAGAAUCUCCAUAACCACAUACCCAGAUGGAUCACACGCGGGACCCCUGCCCUUGGGUCAUCCUCAACGACUUCGGUGGUGCCUUUUGCAUGGGUGCGGUCGGCGGAACGAUCUGGCACGGCGUCAAGGGUUUCAGAAACAGCCCGUAUGGCGAGCGGCGGCUAGGCGCGAUCACAGCGAUCAAGAUGCGCGCGCCAGUACUGGGAGGCAACUUCGGCGUGUGGGGCGGCAUGUUCAGCACAUUCGACUGCGCGGUCAAGGGCAUAAGGAAAAAGGAAGAUGCGUACAAUGCGAUUAUUGCUGGAUUCUUCACAGGCGGCGCGCUGGCGAUCCGAGGCGGGUACAAAGCGGCGAGAAACGGCGCCAUCAGCUGCGCUAUCCUGCUCGCUGUUAUCGAGGGUGUCGGCAUCGGGUUCCAGAAGAUGUUCGCAGGGGCAACAAAGCUGGAGGCCCCGCAACCACCGCCGUCAAACGAGAUGAAACUCGCAUAGAAGCGCUUACGAUCUCGGAACUCGGUGACGGUCCCUCGACAAACCCAACUCCUCUCCUCCGGCCCUUCGCGGGACUGGAUGUGUAUUUCUGUAUGCAUUCAUGACGGUCAGCAUUAUGGUGGCGGCGUUCCCUGGGCUGUAACAUAGAAUCGGCUGUGUGUUUGCCAUUGGGCUAAUGGGAGCCCAACCCAGCGGAAACAUCUGCUCAAAUAAUAUCUAUCUUGAACACA